Trematosphaeria pertusa is the source of this 1811-nucleotide messenger RNA. RefSeq lists its product as uncharacterized. NCBI's taxonomy places the organism in Eukaryota, Fungi, Ascomycota, Dothideomycetes, Pleosporales, Trematosphaeriaceae. The record is from RefSeq and is a predicted model, not a curated record. The transcript has a single exon. Bases 150 to 1775 code for a protein of 541 amino acids.
GGGGUAGCACGCGGGAAAGUUUCGCACAGUAUCUAAAAGCUUAUCGACGCGCCCAAAUGUAACCCACGCUAGAUAGUCAUACGCUAUACAACCGCGCUCACGACGACCCACGACAGCACCGCUCGACGGCCGUGGAAGCACCCACUUCAAUGCCUUCCUUGAUCGAUAUUCCCGACCAGAUAUUGCUAAAGAUUGCUCGCUACUUGACGCGGGACUUUGUAGGCGAGAUCCAUGGUGGUUAUGAGGUCAGCCUGUCGGGAUUUCUCUUUCGGCCAUUCGAGGAAGAACCACAUCCAGACGAUGACCUUCGAAAUCUCGCAUUGGCCUGUCGAAAGCUUCGUGUCAGCGCUCAAGAAACCCUAUACCGCUAUCCGAAAGUCCAUGAUGGCACGCGACCGCCCUCCGACAAGCACACUAUCGCACUCGCUUAUCUGUUGCGGACGCUGAUCGAGCGACCUGAUCUUGCUGAAGCGGUCCGCAAGAUUGAUCUCCCUGUUCAUUGCCGUCCCUCGCUGCACGCAUUGAAUGGGAGUUGCGAUUCCGAGACCGAGGAGCUUCGGGGUUACUGCUGCGAUUACGAGGCAAUUGCCGAGGUUUGCGUGCAACUUCUCCACGAGCAUAAGAUGCACAUCUGGCUUGCCGGCCGGUCUCAGGCGGAAUGGAUUGAAGAGAUCCGGCGCGGGUCCGAGGCCGCUCUAGGUGGCCUCAUGCUGAAUUUACUUCCCAACCUGGAGCACCUCACGGUGCGGUCUUAUGGUGGCAACAUAUUAGAGCAGGCUUCAAAUUACCCGACCAAGUAUGAGUGGGUUGUGCGGAAGCUGUUCGAUCCCGCUUUCUUCUUCGACGGCAUAUCAGGAUACAGUCCCAAGGUUGUCGCCGGUUUCGCCAAGCUUAAGUCGAUUACGUCGAACGGCGUUCUCCCAUGGGAUAUCAUCACUUUACCGACUCUCAGGACCUUAGAAUACGACUUCCAAUAUUUCACAAACGGGGGGCUCUUCGAGUGGUUCGGAAUGAAACACUUACCUAACAAUUCAACUUGCUCGAACAUUACUUCGUUGAUCCUCAACAUCGAGAUCGAAGUGCUCUAUUAUUCGGACGCUUCGCGAAAGUUACGCGAGUAUGUCUCGGAGCUGCUCAGUCGGUUCACUUCAUUGGCGACGCUACACCUACGCUUGUUCUUCGAACAGGACCCACCAGGACGACGACUGCCAGGAGGAUUCCCGAAUCUGGCAAAAUACGAAUAUCCUAGCCAUUUGCUGGAUCACGCCAACCUAGAUACCGUGACAGAUUUGGUCGUUGACACUGCCGACUUAGGAAAUUUUAAGGGUACGACGAUUAUCUCUCCCAUGGAAUCUAUCAUGUUCCCCAAGCUUCAGCACAUCACCAUGCCCCAAGCCGCUUUCUUCUACUGGCCCUACGACACAUUGACUCUGCCUUCUACUAUCGAAACCAUUGGGAUCAUCGACUCCACACGGUGCCUGAAUGCCUGGGCGAAGGACAUCUUGGACAAUCGACUAGAAUAUCCUGGGCUGAGGCGGAUUUCGUUCUGGUGUGAUGAGAAGAAAGCACCGCUCGCCCUAGGGGAGAUGCUCAUACCUGUACCCGACGGCUACGAUCCCGCCUGUGGAAUAGACCCUAGACAAGUGAAGCAAGAGUGGGACGAUAUGAGGCCGUACGACUACGUCGAUGACGACAUUUGGGAGCGGAUGCACGAGGCAGGGAUUGAAGUGGUUUUCAAGCAAGAGAGCAAGGGAUGGAGAAAAUUGCCCCAGUAACAGAGCUGUGAGCUUUUCCCACACGCUGGGAACGAC